CACGUGUACGACAGCCACAAACAUUUUACGGCACGCGGAAGCAAAAUGGCGUCGGGCAGUGGGUCUAAGAAUGAUUUUCGGCGAAAAUGGGACAAAGAUGAAUAUGAACAGCUGGCCGAGAAACGCCUUACGGAGGAGAGAGAGAAAAAAGAUGGCAAGCCUGUGCCCCCCGUCAAACGGGAGAAUCUCCGCCACAGAGAUUAUAAAGUGGAUCUGGAGUCAAAACUGGGGAAAACUAUUGUCAUUACAAAGACCACACCACAGGCUGAGAUGGGGGGAUACUACUGCAAUGUCUGUGAUUGUGUUGUAAAAGAUUCCAUAAACUUUUUGGAUCAUAUCAAUGGCAAAAAACAUCAGAGAAACCUGGGAAUGUCCAUGCGAGUAGAACGUUCUUCAUUGGACCAAGUUAAAAAACGUUUUGAAAUAAACAAGAAAAAAUUGGAAGAAAAGCAGAAGGAGUAUGAUUUUGAGGAACGAAUGAAGGAGUUGCGAGAGGAGGAGGAGAAAGCAAAAGCCUACAGAAAGGAGAAGCAAAAGGAAAAGAAAAGAAAGGCAGAAGAAGAGCUCAACUUUGAAGACGAUGAUGAAAUGGCUGCUGUUAUGGGAUUCUCUGGGUUUGGUUCUUCCAAAAAAGGCCAUUGACCGAUUUCUCUUUUACCUGUUUGCUUACCAUCUUCUUUUCUGAAUUGGUAUCCCUGAACGCCAGGGUCCCAUGUCACUGAAAAAUGCAAGAACUUUUAUUGUUCUUUUUCAGGACCACAAAGCUUUUUUUUUUUUUUUUUUU
Myxocyprinus asiaticus (Chinese sucker) is the source of this 784-nucleotide messenger RNA. RefSeq names its product zinc finger matrin-type protein 2. Gene Ontology annotation, biological process: mRNA splicing, via spliceosome. Bases 46 to 642 code for a protein of 198 amino acids. NCBI's taxonomy places the organism in Eukaryota, Metazoa, Chordata, Actinopteri, Cypriniformes, Catostomidae. The record is from RefSeq and is a predicted model, not a curated record. Gene Ontology annotation, cellular component: U4/U6 x U5 tri-snRNP complex; spliceosomal complex. The transcript is spliced from 6 exons. Gene Ontology annotation, molecular function: zinc ion binding; nucleic acid binding.